Messenger RNA from Propithecus coquereli (Coquerel's sifaka), 1204 nucleotides. It is a transcript of the gene PSMF1, whose product is annotated as proteasome (prosome, macropain) inhibitor subunit 1 (PI31). Gene Ontology annotation, biological process: proteasome-mediated ubiquitin-dependent protein catabolic process. The record is from RefSeq and is a predicted model, not a curated record. Gene Ontology annotation, molecular function: endopeptidase inhibitor activity; proteasome binding. Bases 165 to 827 code for a protein of 220 amino acids. NCBI's taxonomy places the organism in Eukaryota, Metazoa, Chordata, Mammalia, Primates, Indriidae. The transcript is spliced from 6 exons.
CCGGCGGUCGGCCCCACCCCCGGGGCGUCUCCAUUUUGGCUGUAGGUGUUGGACGGGCUAGAACCCGCAGAAGAGCGGUGCUGAAUUCCAGCCGUUCCGAGGGCCAAGCCGACUCACUACACUCUCCGCCUCCCUUCCUCCGCACGCAGGAGCCGCAGGCGCUCAUGGCGGGCCUGGAGGUACUGUUCGCAUCGGCAGCGCCGGCCAUCAGCAGCACGCAGGACGCGCUCGUCUGCUUCUUGCACUGGGAAGUGGUGACACACGGCUACUACAGCUUGGGUGCCGGUGACCAGGAAUAUGGCACACAGCAAGUGGCAGACUUGACCCUGAACUUAGAUGAUUAUAUCGAUGCAGAACACUUGGGUGACUUCCACAGGACCUACAAGAACAGUGAGGAGCUUCGGUCUCGUAUUGUUUCUGGAAUCAUCACACCUAUCCACGAGCAGUGGGAGAAGGCUAAUGUAAGCCAUCCCCACCGAGAGUUCCCCCCUGCUACCGCCAGUGAGGUAGACCCACUCCGGAUUCCUCCACACCACCCACACAGCAGCUGGCAGCCUCCCUGGUGUGAUCCCCUGGGCCCGUUUGCUGUCGGUGGAGAAGACCUAGACCCCUUUGGGUGUCGGAGAGGUGGCAUGAUUGUGGAUCCCCUGAGGUCUGGCUUCCCAAGAGCAAUUAUUGACCCAUCCUCAGGCCUCCCGAACCGGCUUCCUCCAGGCGCUGUGCCCCCAGGAGCUCGCUUUGACCCCUUUGGACCCAUAGGGACCAGCCCAUCUGGACCUAACCCAGACCAUCUCCCCCCGCCGGGCUACGAUGACAUGUUCCUGUGAAGGCCUCAAGAAUGUAACAUCCCAGCCUUCCCUCCACUCUCCUGGAGCUGCCACCACCGGCCCCAUCAGCAACCGUGUUCUUGCGGGCUGGGGGCAAGGGACUCUGCCCAUGUGUUUGCAGGCUGGCUGGGAUUGCUUCCCCACCCCUUAUCAGAGCCAAGGCACCUGCUGCAGCUCUCCACCUGGCUGCAUAUAGGUCCCAAAGAGAAAUCAGUGUGUCUCUUUCACCACCAGCUCCUCCCCACUUCCUAAGGGAUACUCCGGCAACAUAUACCCUUGACCUGAUGCAGUCCCAGUUGCAGCGCUAUGAGAACAGAAUGCAUUUUGGAUGUUAUUAUUAAGAACCAAAUGUCAAUACAAAGUUCAUGUUGCCGUUC